Molecule: messenger RNA, 9491 nt
Organism: Paramuricea clavata
Lineage: Eukaryota; Metazoa; Cnidaria; Anthozoa; Malacalcyonacea; Plexauridae
Source: the annotation of a GenBank genome assembly
AUAUGUAAAAGACGUAACAUAAAGUUGAACGAGAAGCUUCUUAAUAUUCCGGUAAGCAAAGCUUCACACGACCGGUGUAAAAAAGUAUUCCAAACACUGGGCUGGGAAUACAUUGACCAGUCAUCGUCCCUGUAGGCAGUGAUGUAUACCUAACGCCCAACGGUAUAUAGUUCUGUGACGUGGGGGAUUGGUAAAAAAAAGAAAAAGAAUUUUAAUGCUUACUUAACAUUAAAAUUGGAAUAGUAAUUUAAGGGUGAUGAUGAUGAGAAGAAUUUCAACCGUUAUCGGGAUGAGUAGGCAGAACACCAGACUCGUCCAUAUUAGUCUCCGUAGUAUUCGGGUUCCGAUCAUUUGUUUUAUCAUACUUUUUUACCGUUGUACUAACGUAUCCGAUUUGGGUGUGAGCAUUGAUAGUGAGAUCACCACGUUCUAUACCAAUUCCGAAACUGAACAUUUUCCUUUUCCGAUGGUUCUUGUCGUACUUCACGCCGUUUGUGGUCUCAGGUUUUGUGUGUAAACAUCCCAUUUUAUAUAUUCUUCUUUUUAUUUUUCGCUGACUUUGGUUUUUCUUCCUUCACAGUUUUUGUUGACGGUCCCGCUUUACCUUCCUUACACGACGUAACGUACUUGAUGUUGGUUGUCUUGGAUUUAACGUAACCGAGAUUCAGUCCGCCUUUACUGAGUUUUAUAUCGACGUUGACGGUUUUGUCCCUUUUUAAAUUUUCCUUAACUUUGAUUCUAUCGCUACUCAUUUCUUUUAUUAAUACGAAAAGAAAAUCCAUCUCGAAGUGAUAACCCCCACCAACAAACAUAGUGCCGAGAAGGUAAAUCAGAUUGUUUGAUACUUUCGGUAGUAUGCUUACCGUGUCAGGAUGUGGUAUGGGGUUCCGGUCUUUGUGUGGUAUAGGGUUUUGGACUUUUACAUCCGGACUUUUCUUUAUCUCCUUAGGCUUUGAGUAGUUAACAUUCGUAUUACUACCAAACCUCAUGUCCUUUGUUGCUAGUGUCAGUGUAUUGUUGUAUCCUGCUAUCUUUUCCUUAAGUAUAAUCAUAUUGGAUGGUAUUAAUAUUAAUCCGGGUGAUAUUGCCAUGUUAAGUACAACGUUAGUAUCCUUUAUUGCUUUCCUCAUAUUGGAGAUGGAUACCGAUACAUCGUCUUGCGCAACGGUGUCUUUAAAAAGUUUGUGGAAUACGUCCUGAUUCUGCAGGGACUUCGCUCCUUUACCAACGAUAGACCAACGUGUCUGUGCUUGCGCACCUAAUACGCAAUAGACAUAACUUUCGACAGAUUGUUGAAGUAACUUUAGUCCUAAAGGUGUCAACCCAUCUGAUUUCUUAGCUAUGAAUUGGGUGUAGUCUGUAUCGCUGUUGUUAGUGACACCGUCUACUUCCUGAUAGCUAAUUCCCAUUACACCACCGGUUUGGUAGUAUGAAUACUUGCAGUUUCUAACCCUACUCUUAUCCGGAAGUCUGCUGUGCCAAAGACCUAUUUCCGUUUGCUCCCGAUGAAAUUUGUUAACCCACGUUUUCUGUGUGGGCAUGUUUCUUUGCAGGGAUUUUAACAAGUCCUUCGUUACGUAUUUUGUCAUUUUGCUCGGAUUUCUGAGGAACCUGCGCAUGUGGUAGUAUAGAUGAUACCUAGCAAUACUUGUGAUUACCCUCGAGGUUCCUUUGCUUUCCAGUAGGUGUUCCAUACUUAUCCCACUUAUACGUGAUAAUGUAAGCAGCCAGUAUCGAUGCAAAAUAGGGGUCUUUUAUAUAAUUGAACUUUACCCUGGUAAUAUCCUUUGCGGUACCAGUCCAUUUUGUGUCGAGAUCGGCAAAGUUGGAUACAAAACUGUUGUGAGAGGUGUUGGUGCAGUCGCAAACGUAAAUUUCGAACCUAUUUAUUUUGUAUGGAAGCGGAUCCCUGUUAUGUCUAAAGACCCGAACGGUUCCGUAAUUACUCCAUAUUCUCUCCCAUUGGUAAAGGUACCACGUCCACUUUUUAUUUCCCCUGAAUGUUCUGGAUGUGAUGUCGUAACUUUCCAGGUCUGUAACCUUAAAGAAUAUGUCCCUGGAUUCUAAAGUUCCAUCCUUUGCAAAUGUAACCUGAAAGUCAAAUUUAGACAUUUCCGCACCCGGAUAUUUUUUCCUAAAAUCUUCCUUCAUCUUCCGUAUUUCUACGGAUAUUGCCGCCUUUACUUUUUCAUAGUUCUGUCCGUAAUAUUCACGGAAUAUGUUUCCACUGGUACUCAUUUUAUUUAAUCCAUGUAAUAAAAAUGAAGAAGUUAACAGUGUUUAUCGAGAAUGGAACUACCGAGUUUUUCCCGGACGAGUGUAUUACGACGAACGCAGAGUCAGAAUUAAUCCUAAAGAAUGCAUCCAUCUACUGGGCUUAUAAAAACGUACGUUUGAAUGUUAACGAUAAUAUUACCUAUGGACAAAAGAAGAUUACCUUCGAAGAUGGCUACUGGACCUUUGAUGCAAUAAAGAAAAAACUGAAGAUAGAUGGAAUAACAAUAGAACGUAACAUACACAACAAUACCUGCAAAAUCUAUCCGACAACCAAGGUGAACGUACAUUUAAAUGAAUUUGCUCCGCUAAUUGGAUUUCCAGAAACAGAGAUCCUAACCUCUGAAGUGUGGGAGAGAUCUCCCUAUCCUAUAGAUAUUAAUCACGGUCUUAAAUACGUUACUAUCGACUGUGAUGUUGUUAAUACAUCCCUAAAUUUCGACGUAAACGGUAAAGGAAGUUUUACAGUGAGCACGUUACCCGUGCCGUCUGACCAGCAUCUGAACGGAACAACAACAUUCUUCAGGGAUAUUGGAAGUAGGGUUUAUGUUAAUAAUGGUUCCCAUAACAGAUUCACCUUCAGUAUCAAUACGAACAUUGGUGAUAAGGUUGAUAUGUCUGCACUUCUUGAAUUUUAUAUCACAUGAAUAAAAAUGGAAGAUAAACACUUUGUUACCGAGCAAGGGUUAAGAGAUAUCUACUACAAUCCAGGCACCGGCUAUCAAUCCGCAGAGAAGCUCUAUCAGAAGGCAAAGGAGGAGGAGGGACUGAACGUUAGUCGAAAAACGGUGAAAGACUGGUUGAAGACUCAGGAUACCUAUACAAGGUAUAAACCUAUCGUUAGAAAACAUAAAUUUCAGAGAACAUUCGUCAAGGACCUAGCGGAUCAGGUGCAGAUGGAUCUAGUGGAUAUGGGAAAAUAUAAAAAUCAGAACAAAGGAUAUUACUGGAUACUGACAGCUGAAGUCGAAGAAGUCGAAGCGGCGGAGGAAGAAACAAGUUUCAUUGACAAUGAUGAUGAGAGACGGGAUGAAAGUAUAUUAAUUCCCAUCGGAUUCAAUCCGGACGUUGAUGGAUCAAGACCCAGCGGUUCCACACCAAACAUCAGACGGGAUGCUGGGGUAAUGAAACGGGCCUAUACGUUGGAUAAAAAGGAUUUCCUCAAAAGGGAACUAGGAGUAAAUAUCAAUAAGGGAGACGGUCCAUCUUCCACCAUCAUCUUUGACAAAAUGAAGCUAACCGUAAAUAAGGCCGGAACAAAAAUUAACGGUGCUACAUUCAAAGAUGUCAAGAUCAUUAUCUCAAAAAAUGGUAAAAUGAUAUACUCCACGGAUAAGAACAAGGAAUCCGUCGUCAAUGAAUACAAAGAACUGAUCAGGAAAGCUAAAAUAGAGCAUUCAAAAACACCUGCAGCCUUGGUAGAGGAACAACUCGAACGACAGAAUUUAAUGCUUCUCAAGAACUUGUGGAUAAUGUAUUGGAAAAUAUCGUCGAAAGAAUGGAUGACGAACUGUCUAACCAAAACCAUUGGAAAGAACUAGCUGAAACUGAACGAACUGCAGGACGUGAACAAAAGGCUCUCCUGUACGAAGCAAUGGCAGACAUGGCAGAACUGAAAGCGGAUGAUAUAAGGUUAAGAUCAAACGAACGACCAAAAGGACCGAAAGCCCUAUCCAUCGUGGAAGAGGAGGUGGAAGUGAACGAUCUUACGAGGUUCGAAAGAUUUAAGAAAUGGGCAAAAGAAAAUAUAGCUGGAAUAUCAGCCGUAGCAAUAUCGGUAGCGGGUAUCAUCACCACGAUUAUUAUGGGAGCUAGAAGUGCAGCAAAAAAGGGAGCGAGAGCAACGAGCAAGUUUGCAAAAGCAGUGGCAAACCUAGCUGGGAAGGUCGGACCUGUACUAGCAUCCGUACUAAACCUCAUCGCCAAGGUUUUAGGAUGGGGAGCAAAGGGUAUUGCAUUCCUAGCGAAAAAUCUUUGGAUUUUAGCACUGGCAUUAACCUACUUCCUGUACAAUGAAUACAAAAAGAAAAAAAAUAAAUACCAUAUAAUAAACAAUGGGAGAUAGAAAAGACUUUAUGAACGAAGCCUUUGAUGCUGGACUUAUUACACUCGGAGAAGUCGCUGCGUCUGUGGUAAGCAAAAAAUUUGCAGGAGAUAGUCUUGGAGUACCAAGUAGUCCAAAGGGAAUUUUAAAACUAGCCAUAGCUCUCGGAGCUGGUGCGGUUGGAGUUCACUAUCUACAGUUCAAAAAACUAUUGCCGGACGAUCCAUUUAAGUAAACAACUAUACAAUAAAAGAAAAUGACGAGCGUCGUAGUAGGAGGAUUAUUCAACGCCGUAGCAUUCGCAGGAGCCGGAUUCCUGUUCAGCAAAUUAAACCAUAGCGGAUACGAAGCGUUGGAAACAUUAGCCAAAACCAAAGAAAAAUGGUAUGAAAGUCAAGUGGAAAAAAGAACAGGAUUGCAAUACUGAGACAAGAACUAGCCGAUGCUAAAUCGGAUAUGGAAGUGACAAACCGUGCUCUUGACUCCCUACGAAAAGCGCAGGAGGAAUUAAUUCUGGACAAAGAGCCAACAAUUCAUGAUUAUUAUAAACCAUCAAGCGAAAUGGAAGAAUACCAACAGAUUACGAUCGGAAUACUAGGUCUGGGGUCUGGAUUCAUAAUUACAAAAAUAUUAUAGAAAAACAAAACCAUUUAUCUACAUAAAUAAGGUCAUGCGCCCGGUCUGGAUUUACUGUUUUUUCCAAAUCUAAAAGAUUUGGAAAAGGGAAAUCACCCAGGUAUAUAUAAACUUCCAUAUAUGGACAUUGUAACGUCUUAUACGAAUACCACACAUAUACAAUAAAUAAAAUGAAUCCGAAUAGGUCAAGUCCUUUAUUAGAUACGGAUAUUCCCAUCGGAUUACCUCCAGCCCUAACACCGACCAGAUACGAACCACCAUCACCUCUACCAGCAACAACGACAACAGAAACACAUACAUGGCGCGAAUGGCGUGAUUGGCUAGUUAAAGACGUGCCGAAAGACAUAAAAAGGAAAGUCACCGACGCAUACAGAAUAUUUAAAAACAAGGUUUUAAGUCUAUACGGUAAGCAACCAACGGUAAAAUCAAAGUUAGUCUCUAGUGCUAUCAAAAAGAAUACCGCUAAAUGGAUGAUACCCGGUGAUGAAUUCAAAGAUCUUUGGGUUUUCUUAAACAGCGCAAGACCUGAAGUGGAAAAGAUCGUUAACGAUGUUGAGGGUACAAAAAAGGUGUACCUGGUACUAAAAUGUGAAAUGGUAAAAGAAGAUCCAAAAACCGGACAGAAAACAUAUACAAUAUUCCACGGAAGAAGUAAAACUCACGCAAUUACAGUUAACAUCAGCGAAGAGUAUGGAAAAAUGCGUGAAAAAAUGUUAGAAAGUCUUGCAAAAUUCCAGAAGAACAGCAGUAACUGGAGAUUACACAAGAUGGAAGAAUUAAAAGUGUCUGUCACAAAGUAUGAACCGCUGAAAGGGAAGGGAUAUACAACACCGAUCCCAGAAAAACUGAAAGGAAAGAAAACCAUCAUUAACAUAAAAAAUGAGGACGACCAGUGUUUUAAAUGGGCAGUAACUAGAGCUUUGAAUCAUGUGAAACGUGACGCAUGUAGAGUUACAAAGAUCUUAAAACUACAGACUGAGAAAUAUAAUUGGGAAGACAUAAAGUUCCCAACAAAGGUUGUGGAUAUUCACAAAUGGAAAGAGAAAAAUAAUAUAAACAUUAACGUAUUCGGAUACGAUGAGGAAACAAAAAAAUUAUAUACGUUAAAACUCGGAGAGCAAGAAAAUCCAACGGAAACAGUAAACCUAUAUCUACACGAUGACAGUCACUACUGCGUAAUCAAAGAUCUAAGUCGUCUCAUAUCCUCCCAACUUAGCAAGGGUAAACGGCGGAAAUUCAUCUGCUUACGAUGUAUAAAUGCAUUCGGGACGGAGGAGCUUCUAGCUGAACAUAUAAUACUAUGCGAGAACCAUAAACUACAACACCAUUACUAUCCAUCCGAAGGUAGCACAACAUUCUUCUUUGAACGGUUACAUGAAGUACCAUUCAUGGUAAACGCAGAUUUCGAAUGUUUUCUAGAACCAAUGGAUCAUGUGGAAGGUAAUCCAACUAAGUCAUACACAAUUCAAUAUCAAAAGCAUAAGCCUAGCGGAUUCUCAUACACGAUAAAAUGUAUGGACGAGAGCGUUUACAAAACAAAAUUUGUAACGUAUACGGCACAAAAUAAGAAUGAGGAUAUCGGAAAGAUGUUCGUUGACUCAUUGGAGGAAAAUUUGAAACCAGUGUACGAAAUUCUUAAAAAAGUAAUACCAAUAAGCAUGACGGAAAAGGAUGAAAAGAACUACACUGAAUCUGACAACUGUUAUGCAUGUGGUAUACAAUUCGGAACCGUCAGAAUAAACGAGUGGAAUGGUAAGGAAGAAAAAGUAAUUAAGUGUAGGGAUCACUGUCAUAUCACUGGCAAAUACAGAGGAGCCGCAUGCGACAAAUGUAACCUACGAAUGAGGACACCAAAAUUCGUGCCAAUACUUUUUCACAAUCUGGAAAGUUAUGAUGCACACUUGUUUGUAAAAAGCAUGGGAUUAAGUGAGGGUGAUAUUAAUUGCAUUCCAAAAACAGACGAAAAGUAUAUAUCAUUUAGUAAGAAAAUUCCCAUGGAAACCAUCGAACUGGAAGAUGGAGAGAAAACACUGUGUCUGGAAAUGCGGUUCCUGGACUCAUACAAGUUCACGCUCGCAUCACUCGACUCUCUCGCCAGCACACUCGGUGAGGAUGAUUUUAAAACAUUAGAAAGCCAAAUGGAACACUCAGGAAUAGAAUUACUAAAAAGAAAAGGGGUGUUCCCGUACGAAUUUAUGACGGAUUAUGACAAAUUACAAUAUGAUAGGUUACCCAGUAAGGAAGAAUUUUACAGCAAAUUAAAUAACACAGACAUAAGCGAUGAGGACUAUGAACAUGCACAAAAGGUUUGGAAGGCGUUCGACUGUAAAACGAUGCGUGACUACCAUGACCUCUACCUCAAGACAGACGUGCUGCUUCUCACAGACAUCAUGUGUAAGUUUAGGAAGAUGUGUAUGGAAAAUUAUGGAUUAGAUUCAUUACAUUAUUACACAGCGCCAGGACUCGCUUGGGAUGCGGCGCUAAAAAUCACAAAAAUAGAACUAGAACUCAUUCACGACCCAAACAUGUACCUCAUGAUAGAGAAAGGAAUACGAGGUGGGGUCAGCACGAUAACGAAAAGAUAUGCGAAGGCAAAUAACAAAUAUAUGAAAAAUUAUGAUCCGAAAAAGGAUAACAUAUACAUACCAUACUUAGACGCUAAUAACUUAUAUGGAUGGGCAAUGAGUCAACCAUUGCCAGUCAGAAACUUCAAAUGGAUGACAGGGACUGAACUAAGCAACUGGGAAAACAUUCCAUGCAUACUGGAAGUGGACUUGGAAUAUCCAGGAAAUCUACAUGACAUCCAUAACGAAUAUCCACUCGCGCCAGAAAGCAUAGAAGUAAAUAAAGUCAAGAAAUUAAUCCCAAACUUAAACGAUAAGAAAAACUAUGUAUUGCAUUAUAGAAACCUGGAACUAUAUCUAGAAUUAGGGCUAAAACUAACAAAAGUACAUCGCGGGGUAAAGUUUGAAAAAAGUCCAUAGUUAGCAAAAUACAUACAACUUAACACAAAUCUUAGAACAAAAGGUGCAACAGACUUUGAAAAGAACUUCUUUAAACUAAUGAAUAACUCAGUAUUUGGAAAGACCAUGGAGAACGUUCGGAACAGAGUAAACGUUAAACUAGUGACCACUGAGGAGCAGUUAAACUCGCUCGCGAAAAAGUCAUACUUCAAAAGCGUAAACAUUUUCACAGAAAACCUAAUCGCUGUUCACAUGGAAAAAACCACUGUCAAACUUGUAAAACCUAUAUACCUAGGAAUGAGCAUCUUAGACCUGAGCAAAACACUCAUGUAUAACUUCCACUAUAACUACAUCAAACCAAAAUACGGUAAUAAUGCAAACCUACUCUUCACAGACACAGACAGUUUAUGCUAUGAAAUUAAAACGGAAGAUUUUUACAACGAUAUCACACCGGAUGUUGAAAAAUGGUUCGAUACAAGCAAUUACGACAAGAACCACAGCAGUGGAAUACCGGUCGGAAAGAACAAAAAAGUUGUAGGCAUGAUGAAAGAUGAAUGUGGAGGAGAACAAAUCUCAGAGUUCGUUGGACUCCGUAGUAAGCUGUAUGCCUAUAAAAUGGACGAAGGAGAAGAGGAAAAGAAAUGUAAAGGUGUGAAAAAGUGUGUAGUCAAAAACGAAAUAGUAUUCGAGGAUUAUAAAAAUUGUCUAUUCUCAGGAACAGAACAAUAUAGAACAAUGAAUACAUUCCGAAGCCGACAGCAUGAAAUAACAACGGAAAGAAUUAACAAAACGGCACUUUCGGCAAACGACGAUAAGCGUGUUAUACUAUCCGACGGAAUACACACUUUAGCAAUAGGACACUACCAGCUCUCUCGGAAGGAUUAAAAAAAAAUCGUUUCAAAAGUCGUGAUGACGUCAUCAUUGAAUUCUUUGGAAAAUGAUCACGUGAUUGAUGACGUCAUAAUUGAAUUUCGGAAAAGAAAUGCGUUAGAGGGACGGAGCGAGCCUGAAUUAAUUAAUGACGUCAUUCAUUAAUCGACAUUUACUGAACCGGUUUAAACCGGUUUAGAAAGCAGAUCAAAAAUGCGCUAGAACCCGUAAAUAUACACUACUCACAGCCAUGCAACUUUCGUAGCAACAUGUUUAGCAAGAAAACGUUUAAGUUUUGUUUCUGUUUUGUUGAUGAAAUUACAUGCUUGCAAUUGUAUAUAGAUACAAUGAAACCAAAUAUUAAUUUUUGAAUCAUUGUAGUUUUGAAAAUUUAGCCAUUUAUUUGACAUUGUUUUGACAGUUGCUAAAAAUAGUGCAACUGUGCCAGCCCCGGUCAGUGAAUGUUUAUAUGCAGAAAUUUUCAUCCCGGUAUAGCGAGAUCUCGGGAACUGGGCCAGUCCAGUCGUCCAUAUAAACGCAACUUGGUUUUUACUAUAAAAAUAACUAAAUGGCGAGAUAUCGCUAAGGCUAAGUGGGCCAGCCAGGCUUCCUUAUAAUCAGCAUUUGAAAAUGGGUCACAUAUACCUUGCGUUUGUUUUCCUUUCAUUUCUUUAGAUUUAUUGCCAUCCAAAGUAGUACCUUGA